Dentiscutata heterogama is the source of this 469-nucleotide messenger RNA. Lineage: Eukaryota; Fungi; Glomeromycota; Glomeromycetes; Diversisporales; Gigasporaceae. The record is from the annotation of a GenBank genome assembly.
AUGGACAAAUAUAAAAAAUAAGCAUCUUCUAGAAACUGUUUUAUUAUCAUCUGAAGGAAAGCCAUAUAUUUGGAAAGCUAUUGAUAUUAGUUCUGAAUAUAAAAAUUAUCAAGAAGUUAUAAAUAAAACUAAAUCAAUGCUUUUAGAAUUAGAAGUAAUGAAUAUUAAAGUAUGCACUAUUGUUACAGAUAGUGCAGGUAUUUAUGUGGCUGCAAGUACUUCAACUCAAACAACACAAAGUAAUAAUAUUGAUUCAUUACAAAAUGAGUAUUUAGGCAAAGAUAAUAAAGAAACUGAAGAUAAUGAAGAAUGCAAUUUGACUUAUAUCUCUGAAACAGAAUUCAGUGAGGAGAAAACUGAUAUAAUUGAAGACCAAGAUAAUGAUAAUUUUGUAGAGUUAGAUAAUAGUGUUCAUCUAGCUAUAGAUAAAAAUAAAAAUGAAAAUUAUCUGAUUUAUUUUGCUUAUUAG